AUGGAUGAUAAUCUAUGUGGACAAAUUGAUUUUUUGAGGAAGUAUUUACCUGAUGAUUCGGGCAAUACUAAACCACUUGAUUUUUAUGGAUAUGAGCGUUUCGAAAAUUACUGUCCUAGUAAAAACUGUCAUAAUGAUAUCGAAAAAAUUACGAUUGGAUUUUUAUGGUUACUUGAACAAUAUUUUACUGAAUACCCACCUAAAGGUAAUACUAUAGGCGAUGCCAAACCAUUUUUUCUAUAUAUUAUUUUAUGGUUAAGUUACAAAUUAAAUCAAAACACAGAGGAAACGUUCACCACAAUAAACGAUUUUUAUACUGAUCAUAUAAAAAAUGGUGGUAAAUAUAGUAAUUUUAAUAAGGAUUCCAAUAGAUUUCCAUUUCUUGAGGAAUUCAUAGAAAAAAAUAAAGAUUUGUUGAAUAUUGAUAUUAAAGAUCUUUCUAAAUUUUAUGAUGCAUCCAAAUUAAUAUGUAGUAUGCAUGCUAAUAAAUCCAUGAAUACAGAUGGCAACAAACUGUUAAAUGAUGCUACUAUGUUUGUUAAAACAUAUGCAGAGCUCAAAGGUGGCAGUAAUACUGAAGAUACCUCAAAUAAUCAAAUAUUGCCUGCUUUAUCAGCUGAUUAUAAUAAUAUAAAAGAGAAAUUUAAACAUAUCCAAACUAUUCCAGAGAUAACAGCAGACGUUUCUGCACUAAUAUCUAGAGUUACAUCAUCAAGUUCGUCGACAGGAAACAAAUUAUUUACAGUUUUAUCGAUAUUUGGUGCAAUAGCAUUUUUUUUAGGAAUUUCUUAUAAGUAUUCGUUAUUUGGAUUUCGGAAACGAGCUAAAAAACAAUAUUUAAGAGAAAAAAUAAAAAAUAUAAAGAAGAAAAUGAAUCGUUAA
Molecule: messenger RNA, 882 nt
Organism: Plasmodium yoelii
Lineage: Eukaryota; Apicomplexa; Aconoidasida; Haemosporida; Plasmodiidae
Product: PIR protein
Exons: 3
Coding region: 1-882 (293 amino acids)
Source: RefSeq, a predicted model, not a curated record